AUCAAGAUGGCAGAGAAGUUACAUUUCGCCGAUUUUUCUUCUUCCAAGUUAUUGACAGGCGAUAUAGACAUCGAUAUCCUGCGCAGCCGAAGCACUUUGCCAGUUUGGAUAUUUUCUAGCAUACUGGACACCGUUGCAUCCUGCGGAUCAAGGGAAGACCACAUCAAGAAGAAGGAUUUCACCGAGACUUUAAAAGGAAGAAGUGAUCUUGAUUUUUUCAAAGUUCUUCGUGUCACCCGAAGAUCAUUUGAAAUUAUUCAUAGUCUUUGUGAAACGUAUGGACCUGCCCCUUCAGGAAGAGAUCUGCCUUUGGGUACCAGAAACUCACUCUAUGUAACACUCUGGUAUCUAGGCCAUCAAGUGACAUUUAUUCAGCUAUCAGAAUUAUUUGGAUUUUCCCAAACAUCCAUUCAUGAAAGUGUUCAGAAGAUAGUGUUCUUGUGAGAUCUGCUGAUAAAUAUAUAAAGUGGCCAUAUGGUGCAGCAGCCUUAAAAACUGAAGAUGAUUUUGAAAAGAUUGCAGGUAUGCCAUAUGUUUUGGGAGCUAUUGAUGGUUGCCAUGUCAAGGUGAAAGCUCCUUCUAGAAUGCAGGCAGAUUACCUGGACCGUACAUUACAUCACAGUGUGACAUUGCUUGCUGUAUGUGAUGUGGAGAAAAGAUUCACAUUCAUAAGUGCUGGGUUUCCUGGAUCAGCACAUGAUAGUAGAGUUUUUAAGAAUUCAGUGUUGUAUGAAAAAAUAAAAAAAGAACCCAGUACGGUUUUCCCUACACAGAAACAUUACAUUAUAGGAGAUUCAGCCUUUCCAUUACUUGAACAUCUUCUAGUGCCAUUCAGAAAAAGUGAUAACUUAGCAUGUAACAGAAAGAAAUUCAACAAGGUACUUUCUCAGACUCGUGUAGUAGUGGAGCAUAGUUUUGGAUUACUGAAAGGAAGGUUUCGAAAGCUAAGGCAUUUAGAUGUUGACAUAGACCGUGCUCAGUAUUUGAUUACAGCUUGCUGUGUUCUUCAUAAUUUGACCAUCUGCAAUCAUGAGGAAAUAGCUCUGUUAGAACAAGAGAUAAUUAAAGAAGAACACGUCCAUGAGGAAACAGAAUAUGAUAAUGAUCAAAAUGAAGAAGGUGAGAUGAAACGAGAAAUGAUUGUGAAUAUAUUGUAAUUCUGUUUUUCUUGUUUUACAAAUGUUUAUUUUUU
Messenger RNA from Penaeus vannamei (Pacific white shrimp), 1192 nucleotides. The record is from RefSeq and is a predicted model, not a curated record. Lineage: Eukaryota; Metazoa; Arthropoda; Malacostraca; Decapoda; Penaeidae.